CAAUAAUACGUCAUUCCUCCACCCUCAUCUAAAAUAUUUCCUAGCUAUUUCCCCGUUCGCACAUUACUCUUCCUCCUUUUCAGUAUAACGACUACAGGUACAGAGAGAGCAAGCUCCUGCGGCCAUGGCUUCCACACAGUGCUUCUACUUGCACCACCACGCCCUCUCAACACCAGCUAGGUCAUCAUCAUUACUGUAUCGCCACUGUCCGAUCCUCAGGCCUCACCAACUCGUCUGCCGGGCGCAGAAGCAGUCCGCCGCGACUCACGAAGACCUCGGCGAAGCACUCGCCGUCUCUCGCAGAUUGGCUCUUAUCUCCCUUUUCGGAGCUGCCGCUGUUGUCUCCAAGGUUUCCCCCGCUGCCGCUGCCUAUGGAGAAGCGGCCAAUGUUUUUGGGAAGCCAAAAACAAACACAGAGUUCUUGCCUGUAUCAGGUGAUGGUUUCAAGCUCCAGGUUCCAUCUAAGUGGAAUCCAAGCAAGGAAAUUGAGUAUCCUGGCCAGGUUCUCAGAUACGAAGACAACUUCGAUGCCAACAGCAAUGUGUGUGUAUUGAUCACUCCAACGGAUAAGCAGUCGAUCACUGACUAUGGCUCCCCUGAAGAAUUCCUAUCUCAAGUGGACUACUUGCUGGGCAAACAAGCCUACUCUGGAAAAACUCAGUCUGAGGGGGGAUUUGAUCCUAAUGCUGUGGCCACUGCAAACAUAUUGGAGACAUCAACUCCAGUGGUGGAAGGGAAGCAAUACUACUUUAUCUCUGUCCUGACGAGAACGGCCGAUGGGGAUGAAGGCGGGAAGCAUCAAUUGAUCACUGCCAGUGUUUCUGAUGGGAAGCUUUACAUCUGCAAGGCACAAGCAGGUGACAAGAGAUGGUUCAAGGGAGUGAAGAAGUUUGUAGAGAACACUGCCAACUCUUUCAGCGUGGCGUAAGGUUGCUCGGGCUGUGUAUGUAGUAGCUAGUAGUGUUGGUUAUUUUGCAUUAAAACCUCUCACUGCAUUAAAACUUCCCCAUAAAGUAUAUUACAUCUCAUAAUGUGGAGAAUUGCAUAAUCGAUUAAACCUCUCACUUCAGUACUAUUGCAUUAAUGCAUUCUAUUUUAACUUUUUAAGUUUUUUACCAAGUUUUUACCACCACUAAACAGGCUGUAGAAGUUUAUAUUACCAUCAAAGAUAUGACCCCUGAUUGAUCAAACAAGAAGCUGCAAGUAGGAGUUCGCUUUUAUUGCUCGUAAAUGGACAGAAAUGGAAAUACAUAAAUUUAGCAAAAACACUAAUAUGAUUUAUGUGAGUGAUAUUUACGGAAACAGAAAACCAUUGCAAAGGAAAGAGUUAACUACAAUUCUACAAAGAUAAAUAAUGAAAUUAAAAUGCAUGAAAGAAGAAUAAAAGAAGAAAAGUAAGAAAGAAAAUGCGAACUUGGGUACAAAACUGCAAAUCAAUCUUGAGCAUCCCUAUAUACCAAAAUGUUUGGUGUACACAUUUUGGUGUACACUUUUCAUACAUUCAUCAGUCUCAUGCACACAUAAUUGUCUGUCCACACAGUAACACGCCGUCUCCGACCACAGACAACUCUACGGAAUUGUCUGUGGACAAACAAUUUUGUGUGCGUAAGACAACUCUAUGUCUCUACCAAUGGUGUACACCUAGCACAGCUCCCCUAUAUAUGCCUAGUCGAUGCCUAAG
Cuscuta epithymum is the source of this 1681-nucleotide messenger RNA. The record is from the annotation of a GenBank genome assembly. NCBI's taxonomy places the organism in Eukaryota, Viridiplantae, Streptophyta, Magnoliopsida, Solanales, Convolvulaceae.